This is a messenger RNA of Phyllostomus discolor (pale spear-nosed bat), 1602 nucleotides long. RefSeq names its product armadillo repeat containing 10 (gene ARMC10). Gene Ontology annotation, cellular component: mitochondrion. The transcript has 6 exons. The record is from RefSeq and is a predicted model, not a curated record. Lineage: Eukaryota; Metazoa; Chordata; Mammalia; Chiroptera; Phyllostomidae. Gene Ontology annotation, biological process: negative regulation of intrinsic apoptotic signaling pathway by p53 class mediator. The coding region runs from base 112 to 1032 and encodes 306 amino acids.
CAGGCUCCCAUUUUCCUUUUCCUCCCAUCGUUUUAGUCGAGCUCCGCUGGUUGUGGCGCCCCAGAGCUUCCCGCGCCAGGCCCUACGCUGCGCUCCGGCCGCGGUGGCAGCAUGGGUGGCGCCCGGCGCGUGGGCUGGGUGGCGGCGGGCCUGGUCCUCGGGGCCGGUGCCUGCUAUUGCAUUUACAGGCUGGCGCGGGGCCAGCGGCCAGGAAGCCAGAGGCUUCGGCUGCGUUCCUCCCGGUCCGCAGAAGACUUAACCAAUGGUUCAUACGAUGAUAUCCUAACUGCUGAACAACUUCAGAAACUCCUUUAUCUGCUUGAGUCAACUGAGGAUCCUAUAAUUCUUGAAAGAGCUUUGGUCACUCUGGGUAACAAUGCAGCCUUUUCAACUAACCAGGUCAUUAUUCGUGAAUUGGGUGGUAUUCCAAUUGUUGGAAGAAAAAUCAACGAUCCCAACUACAGUAUUAAAGAGAAGGCUUUAAAUGCACUGAGUAACCUGAGUGUAAAUGUUGAAAAUCAAAUCAAGAUAAAGGUAUACGUCAGUCAAGUCUGUGAGGAUGUCCUCUCUGGUCCCCUGAACUCCCCCGUGCAGCUGGCGGGGCUGAGAUUGUUGACAAACAUGACAGUUACCAAUGACCACCAGCACCUGCUUAGCCAUUACAUCACAGACCUGUUCCAAGUGUUGCUUGCAGGAAAUGGAAGCACCAAGGUUCAAGUUUUGAAACUGCUGUUGAAUUUGUCUGAAAAUCCAGCCAUGACAGAAGGACUACUUGGUGCCCAAGUGGAUUCAUCAUUCCUUUCCCUUUAUGAUGGCCACGUGGCAAAGGAGAUUCUUCUUCGAGCUCUUACACUAUUUCAGAAUAUAAAUAACUGCUUCAAAAAGGAAGGCCAUUUAGCUAAGCCUGCUUUCACUAAAGGUUCAUUGUUUUUCCAUUUAUAUGGAGAAGAAUGUGCCCAGAAAAUGCAAGCGUUAGUUAAUCACCCUGAUGCAGAUGUGAAGGAAAAGGUAACAAUAAUACCCAAGUUCUAACUGUUAGGUCAUAUUUUUCCAGAGUAAUGUGGUCUGGAAGUAAUGCAUGUAAACUUCUUUCUCCUCUUCUUUACAAAGGGAUUCUUUCAGCCACUGAAUUUAAAUAGUAAAUAUCAGAUUUCACCAUUUAGACAAUGUAACAGCUUGUUCUAAAACAUUUCUUUUUAUUUUGCUAUUUGCUGAGCUACUUCAGUUAUUUCCUUGACAUGAAGUGAUGGUGACCUUUUUAUGUGUAAGCUACUCUUCUGUGUUUGCUGUGAUUUGUAGUUACUCAUCUGAGACAGCAUUAUUAGUACAUGUAUGUAUGUGAUUGUUUCGGAACAAAUGACCUUGUUCUUUUAGUAGCAAUGAGAUCCUAAGCUCGAGUCCACCUGCCAGCCUAACCAUACUGCUUUCAAAAUUCUAUUCCAAUCAUUAGUCUCUAUUCUAGGCCAUGAAAACUGUAAACUUUUAGGAGAAAUGUUUCUUAGCACCCACUCCCAUUCAAUGUGCCAGUACGUAAAGAUGCUAUGUAUAAAAUACUGGGAACAAUCAAAUUGUACACCUAUAUAGGCUACUGGUUAAAUCAGU